This is a messenger RNA of Prinia subflava (tawny-flanked prinia), 7752 nucleotides long. RefSeq names its product zinc finger and BTB domain containing 44 (gene ZBTB44). Gene Ontology annotation, biological process: regulation of transcription by RNA polymerase II. The transcript is spliced from 6 exons. Gene Ontology annotation, molecular function: protein binding; DNA-binding transcription factor activity, RNA polymerase II-specific; RNA polymerase II cis-regulatory region sequence-specific DNA binding. Lineage: Eukaryota; Metazoa; Chordata; Aves; Passeriformes; Cisticolidae. Bases 151 to 2001 code for a protein of 616 amino acids. The record is from RefSeq and is a predicted model, not a curated record.
GCCCCCCCUCCCCCGACAACAUCCCGCUCGUCCCGCCGCCUCCCGGCCCCGCCGUCAUGGCCCCCAGAUAGCGGCCCGGCCUCACCGACCGCCCGCAGGAUACCUUUGAUCUGUCAUAUGUGGGAAGAACGCUAAGAGAACCAUCUAAAAAUGGGUGUUAAAACAUUCACUCAUAACUCCCCUGCUCACAGCCAGGAGAUGCUGGGGAAGCUGAACAUGCUGCGGAACGACGGCCACUUCUGUGACAUCACCAUCCGCGUCCAGGACAAGAUCUUCAGGGCACACAAGGUGGUUCUGGCAGCCUGCAGUGACUUCUUCCGCUCCAAACUCGUCGGCCAAGCAGAGGACGAGAGCAAGAGCGUGUUAGACCUGCACCACGUGACGGUGACGGGGUUCAUCCCCCUCCUGGAGUACGCGUACACGGCCACGCUGUCCAUCAACACCGAGAACAUCAUCGACGUGCUGGCCGCCGCCAGCUACAUGCAGAUGUUCAGCGUGGCCAGCACGUGCUCGGAGUUCAUGAAGUCCAGCAUUCUGUGGAAUACACCCAACAGCCAGCAGGAGAAGGUGCUGGAUGCGGGGCAGGAGAACAGUGCAAACUGCAAUUUCACCUCCCGGGACGGCAGCCUGUCGCCCGUCUCCUCCGAGUGCAGCGUGGUGGAAAGAACCAUUCCCGUUUGCCGGGAGUCUCGGAGGAAGCGCAAAAGCUACAUCGUCAUGUCUCCUGAGAGCCCCCUCAAGUGUAACACACAAACCAGCUCCCCACAAGUGCUCAACCCUUCAACUUCCUACCCAGAGGCCAGAAAUCAGCCCGUGGACUCAUCCUUAGCUUUUCCCUGGACUUUUCCUUUUGGAAUCGAUCGAAGACUUCAGUCGGAAAAGGUGAAGCAGGGGGAGAACUCGAGGACUUUGGAAAUGCCUGGGCCCUCCGAGUCCAGCAGGAGGAUGGGGGAUUAUGUGACUUGUGAGAGCACCAAAGCCAGUUCUCCCCUGGUGAUCGAGGAGGACGUGCGCGUCAAGGUGGAGCGGCUGAGUGACGAGGAGGUGCACGAGGAGGUGUCGCAGCCCGUGAGCGCGUCCCAGAGCUCCCUGAGCGACCAGCAGACGGUCCCGGGGAGCGAGCAAGUGCAGGAGGAUCUCCUCAUCAGCCCUCAGUCAUCAUCUAUAGGCUCAAUAGAUGAGGGGGUUACAGAGGGAUUGCCCACACUCCAGAGCACCUCUGGCACCAACGCUCAUGCAGACGAUGACGAUCGUCUGGAGAAUGUUCAGUAUCCCUACCAACUCUACAUUGCUCCUUCCACCAGCAGCACAGAGAGGCCCAGCCCAAACGGUCCCGACAGACCCUUUCAGUGUCCCACGUGCGGGGUGCGCUUCACCCGCAUCCAGAACCUGAAACAACACAUGCUCAUCCACUCAGGCAUUAAACCCUUUCAGUGUGACCGCUGUGGGAAAAAGUUCACCCGAGCUUACUCGCUCAAGAUGCAUCGCCUGAAGCACGAAGGUAAACGCUGUUUCCGGUGCCAGAUAUGUAGUGCCACUUUCACUUCCUUCGGGGAAUAUAAACACCACAUGCGGGUUUCCCGGCACAUUAUCCGCAAGCCUCGGAUUUACGAGUGCAAAACAUGCGGCGCCAUGUUCACCAACUCUGGAAAUUUAAUCGUUCACCUGAGGAGCUUGAACCAUGAAGCGUCAGAGCUAGCAAACUACUUCCAGAGCAGUGACUUCCUAGUACCGGACUACUUAAACCAGGAGCAAGAGGAGACCCUCGGGCAGUAUGAGCUAGGGGAGCAUGGCUUUGAGAGCAACUCUUCUGUCCAAAUGCCUGUCAUUUCACAGGUGUCGUCAACUCAGAAUUGUGAAAGCACUUUCCCCUUGGGGUCUCUGGGGGGGUUGGCAGAGAAGGAAGAAGAUGUGCCAGAGCAGCCAAAGACUAACGCCACUGCUGAGGCAGCCGCGGGUGACCCUCCGAAACAGGAGCUGUCAUCCAUUACUAUCGAAUAAUUCAUGGUUUGGUUUCAUUUUUGUUCUUUGGAAAGUGCCUGUGUUUGGUCCUGUACAUUUUAAUUUAAUUUUUUUAAACGAAAAGUGGGGAGGUUUUCCCCUUUUUACUUUGUAAGCUUCGCUUUAAACUGAAAACUGCGACAGAUGUUACAUUAUUUUUCAUGACUGAAUGAUCACUUCUGUGAAAAUAUUUAAGACUGAUUGCACAAAAAAAGAUCUUGUCAGAACAUCAUGGAAGCUGUGAUACACUUCUAAAGAAGAACAACUGAUUCAGAUCACUUUAACUAUUCCUUCUUCCACAGUUAGAGCAGCUCAUUAAGUUUCUCUUGCUUCUGCAGGCCCUCUGGUUAAGGGAAAGAAAUCAGAGGAAACCUUGUUCAAAUGAUAAACAAAAAGAUGCAUUGGAAACCACGAUUGAACAGUUUUGACUAGUUUUGAGUGGAUGCUUUAAUCUUUUGCAUAAAGAAGUGACACUUCCUAUAUGUGCCUGCUGUUUUUCAAAGCCCUUACUGUGCCCUGUGCUUGGAAAUGGUGAGCGGUUUUGAAAGGAGCAGUCACACACUUCUUCAAAACACACCAUCCCUGUCCAGCCCAGAUGAAUGCCAGGUACUCCCACUUCUUCUGUUCCAGUCCUUUUAGAAACUGCUUGAUCAAAUAGCCUAAACAGAUCUGCCCAGCUGAGGUUAGGCGUGGAAAGUCCAAAGGUGCACUCUCAAGGUUGCUUUUUCCCUGAGAUUUUUCCUUGGGGUUGCUGGCCCACAAGGUAAUAAGGGUCGUCCCAGGGUUGCUGUUCCUUGGGAGUUUCCCCUGGGUUGCUGUUCUCAGAGGUAAUAAGGUUUUCUGUCUUCUCUUUGCCCUGGGUGUUACACACUGAAGCCAGAGGCAGAGACGACAAACUGAGUCCGCCGGUAUCCAUUUCCAAGGUUGUUUAUUUUUCAUUAUCUCAGUCUUUUUACAGCUCUGCCAGGCCUCCCUGGCAGGGUACCUUAUUUUAGUUCUUUCUCAGCUCUGCAAGGCAUCUUCAGCAGAGCAGGACACGCGGCAGACUGGGCGGAUCAGAGAGCCCCGUACCUUAUGUACGGUCCCCUUGACCCAACCACUGUCUGAGACGUAUUUUUUAUUUACAAAAUUUUGCCAAUGCCUAUUACCUAUACUAACAUGUCAGUUCUACUCUAAACCAAUCUCUAAAACCCAACUCAGCACAAGAUGGGAGAUGAGAACAAGAACAAGGAAGACAGGGGCCACUCCCCAAUUCCUCCAUCUUGUCUCUUCAGCCCCAUAUGCUAAGAAUCCUAAUUUCUAUAUUUACAUUCUACAACAAACCAUCUACUACUUAUUUCAAAUUCUUAGGAUUUGUGAUUCUUUCUUCAUGUGAGCAUUCACUUCCAUAGAUAGAAGCUCGAAUCAGAGUCCUUCUGGGCUCUGUGAGAGGCUAGCUGACCCCCCUGUACAGAUCCCAGACCCCCCUGUACAGCCCCCUUAUUCUCCAGGGCUGUCAGAGGGAUCCUCUUGACUCCAACAGUGCACCAGGAAUUGGGGAUGAUGGAAAAACGUUUAGCCAUGCAAGCCUGACAAAUCUCUCCUGCCUGUGUCUGUGUGUAGAUGGGGAACCACAAAUGAAGGCUUUCCCAAACUGAAACUCUUAAACCACAGCCAGAUUAUUUGCAGUUCUGAUCAUUGCCCCCUCACAUACACACUGUAUUUUUACUAAUUUGAGAGCUAGCUAGAGGGAGUUUACAGACCAGAAAAAAUAAGCUCUUUUGUGCAUUAUUGCACAUUUUUUUGUUUAUACAUAUGUAUGUAUAGUUUCAGAGAUUUUUAUUAGCCUGUUUUGGACAAAACAAGCAAUCUAUUCUCUCUAAGGACAACUUUCUAACCAACGGGGGGUUGUUUACAAAAAGCCUAUAGAGCAGUGAUGAAUUGUUCCUGUUUCAAAACACUUUCAAUCCUUGCCAGCUCGGUUUAUUAAAGGCCAUUACUCCAGCUACACACACAGCUCAAGCAAGCAAUAAACUGAAAAUAUCUGCAAUUUCAUUUUUCCAUAUUUAGAAAAGGCUACAAACGGAGGGUGUGGGAUUUUCAGAGCAGUGAGUCUUGUUUGGUCGAGGCUGUUUGGGCUCAAGUACUGCUUUGAAACCUAAAUUAGGAAGUACAUUAGGAGAUUUGUGAUUUUUCUUACAGCUUCUGAAGUUAACUCAGUGUUUGAUGCCAAAUGCCCACGGCCCACAGAUGAUGUGCUGAGUGAGUAGGUAUUGCUUGAUCUCAGUAUUCCAAAGGCAUGAUAUACUCCCUUAUUAAUUUUGAGUCUUGUUUUUUGGAAAUUGUUGUUUUCUGGCCGGAUUUGUUUUAUGCAAACAUGAGGAGGAAAUGAAACCAAUAGAGAGAGGUUGCUCAUGAAGAAACAGAAGACACAAAAGUUGUAUUAUAUUGCACAUCAAUUUGUAUUCAGUCGGCCUAAGCAGCUCUGAUACUCUCUGGGUCUGAAUCCUUUCUACUAAUAGCCAGCUUUUGUGAGGAAAAAAGUUUAUUGACCUUUGGAAGGAGUCUAAAGGGUUUCAGUGACUUGAGCAAUUUUUCUCUUUUUAGGUAAAACCCACAUAUUUUAGUUAAAUAGAACAAAAACAGUUGGGAUUUAAGUGCUUCCCAAGUUGCUGGAAUGAGGUUUCUCCACCAGAUCCAAAGGGUGUUUUAGAAACAUGCUGCAAAGAAGUUCUGUGCUGCAAUUCAGUCUUGAUUAUAUCCACCUUUGUGAGGCUUCUUAAAAGGGCUUGAAGGAGAAAUUCUUUUUCUGGGCUGCUGUACUGUGAAAUAGCCCAGUGCCUGUUGAUGAGCUGAAUUUAGAGACCAUUUCUCCUCCACUUGUGAUUUCUCUGAGAAGCCAGUGAGACAAGACAAUGCCUUUUGAGCUUUAUUCUGAACCAGAGGGCUACGACACUGAACUCAAAUACAGCAUUUUCUCUUUUUCCUGACCUGUUAUGCAGGUAAAUGAGAGUCCUUUGUGAUUCAUGUUUUGAGAAGUGUUUCACCCAAACCACAUUUCCUGACUGCAGAGGUGUAAUAAUCAAAGGUGGUCAGGUAUGAGGUGGAGGACAUAAUCUGAUCAUUGGAAUCUGAUCAUUUUCAUCCCUGAAGUAUUUUGCUAAAGAGUUCAUUGGUGAGAAGGUACAAAUACACUGUAGGCAUAUCUGGAUAUUGGAUUUUUAAGGCUUAAAAUUUUGAGUCAGAAGGCAAAAAUUGCUUUCAGAAUACCAAAGAGAAGGGGGAAAGUUACAAAGACUUUAUAGCUCUGAUCUGUUCUUCCUUGAAAAGAAAUAAGGAUCAUUAACACCGAGGUACAAGGCAAGGCCUGGGGUUCAUUAUUCACUGCAUUGUGUGUUACACAUUAUCUUUUCAUCCUCCUUAUCUCUGGGUAACAUCUUAAUUUAGUUCUCACUUUUCAGUCUGAUAAAACUGGAGGAACAAUAGAGUUCUUGAAGGAUUUUGUUUGGUUGGUUUAGGGUUGGGUUUACUUGUUAAUUUUCCUGUCUGCAAUUGUUUCUUGUUAAUAUCUCUUUUCUCCAUAGAAAUGAAUACAGUUUAAAUGCAAACACCAUUUUAUUUCUCUUCUCCAAGUUGUUGGAAGUGUUCAGUUCUUUGAAAUACUCAUGUUCUUCACAAGAGCGAUGUAAAAACACAGGACAUCUUAAAACAAUUUACGUUUCUAAUGUACUUGGAUUCCAAACAGAGCAAGAGAGAUAACUAAAAUAGAAAAAACUUGCCUUAAACUACACUUGGGAUUAAACCUAAAACAUCAAUUUCUUUCAAGACAUCAUCAGAGAGUUUUGAAUUCUGGGAUGCAUUUUCUUAUUUCUUCUUUGGCUUUUUAUUUUUCCUCCCCCCAAAAAAUCCAUUAUUUAGUAUGCAUUUCUAUGUCUGCUUGACAAGGGCUGGGGUUGAUGUGGUUCAACCCUGGUGCUGCAAGCAGGGUCAGCCACCAGUGGUGUUCCCACAGCUGGAGUUCAGUUGUCAGGCUCACAGAGACCACGGGCAAGUCUCUCAUACUGAGAGAUCAGUGGACUCGCUUAUUGAAAAUGGUUCUGGGUUCACGUGGAUUCCGAGUCUAAAAGGUGUGAAUUUAAACUUUUUAAAAAAGUAAUAGCUGCCAAUGCAGUCAAAUAUAUUUUGUAAGACUAUGAUCCCUAUAUGUCCCCUGUGGGAUGAAAUUUUAUUGUUUUUAAGCUAUGGUUUAAGGUUUUUAUAUGAGGGCUUCAGGCGCUUCUUGGUGGCUGGUUGCCCCCUGCAGCCCGGGCUGUGGGAGCACUGAGGUGAGUGCUGGUCUCCCAGAGACAAACCAGGAAGCGUUGUCAUUGAAUAUGCAAACCCUGCAGGAGCCUUGUGCACCCUGCAGGGCUGAGAGGAUUCCGAUGGGGAGCACCUGCUGCUCCUGCAUCCAUUGCAACUUCCACACCAUCAGGAAAUGGAAAAUAGCUGAUUCUCAUCCAGGCCGGUUACGUUCGAGUUUUGCUCACAAGGUGAAAUCCUGUUUUGGAGGGUUCUCACCUCCAACUGUAGCAUAACAAAUCCCAUAGCAUCGAUGGCAGGUAAGAGGGUUCAGGGCCAGACAGUACCUCAGCCACAUCAGAGGUACCUGGUGAACAGAGUGGGUUCCAAGUACUGGAGGAAAUGUAUCAUAAAAGAAACAAAUGUGAAUUUUUUCAGUGCAACAGUACUUACUGCUCUGGGUUUUUGUUCACGCUGUGUGUGCUAGCGCAGUAACUCCCUGUCCCACAGGUCUCAGCUACAAAUCUGGUUGCACUAAAAAAGUAGAAUCUGGUGCUGCCAGCCUGUGUGGCAACUGUACCUACAGUCUUCCUGAGGGUUGCUGAAGUCCCCAGAAGAGUGAUUUUGUUUCACAUUCAUUUAGCUGAUGCAUGCUUUUGAUAUUCUGACCUGUAACCCUGGCUACACCGAGUCCUUGGACAGCUUCCUUGCUCUGCUCCUGCAGUGCCUUCACUCGAGGUGCUGCCCCACGGUGAAACCCUCAAGAGGGAAAAGCGGAAGCUGGAGGAAAAAAAAAUGUGAAUUAAAUUAUUGUUGGGCUUCUUUGUGCAUUUUAGUAACAGUGAAACCCCCUUAACUGUGCCAGUCUCCAGUCACCAGCCGUAUAUCCAGUCAUCAUCUCAUCCACAGUACAGCUUCUCUUGUUGAUGCUGGCCACAGCUAGAUUACUUGGCAUGUUUAUUGACCUAACAGAAUUGGUUUUGGGUUUUGGUUUUGUUUUUUAAUGUAUACGAUGUUUAAAUACACUUCACAUUUUAUAUAAUACUAUCUGGCUAUUAGUAUUUUUCAGGAACCAUAGUUCUUGGUGGCUAUAUAUAUUUUUGUGACUUUUUUUGUAAACUAAGUGCCGUUUCAACGUUACAAUCAUUUUUAGAGUUAUUGUAAUCAAUGUGAAUAUCAUGUUUUUUCAAAUCUGUUCUGAGCCUGUAGUGUUUGCUUUGUGAUCAUACGUGUAAUGUAUAUAUUCUGUAUAGUUACAUUGUAUUGAAAUACUAGCUUGUUUGAUAUAAGAAAAGUAUGUAUUGGGUACCUUUUUGCUAGCCUGGUUGUUUAAUCUUUAAAAAAAAGUUCCAAAAUACAAAAAAAAAAAAAUCUUCAAACUGGUCCCAUUAUAGGUCAAAAUUAAGGGGGGAGAAAAACUAGUUUUGAGUGUCUUUGGAUAGAAACAUGAAGCUAAGAUUUUUCAUUAAAAUAUUAAUGUUUUAUGGAGUA